AUGCUGCGCAAAGGUUGGCGCUGGGAGAAGGAUGACCUUGCACCGAAGGACAUGGACGACAUUAUAAAGAUUCACAAUGCGAACAACGAACAGGCCUGGCAGGAGGUGCUUAAGUGGGAAGCGCUGCAUGCACGCGAAUGUGGCAACCCACGGCUGAAGAGUUUCGGUGGCAAGGCAACAGAUUACAGCCCGCGGGCCAAGAUUCGCAACAUGAUGGGAUACGAGCUGCCGUUCGAUCGGCACGACUGGAUCAUCGAUCGCUGCGGUAAGGAUGUGCGCUACAUUAUUGACUACUACGACGGUGGCAUGGUGGACGAGAAGUACAAAUUUGCACUGCUGGAUGUAAGGCCCGCGAUGGACUCGUUCGACAACGUUUGGGACCGUAUGAAGGUAGCGUACAUGCGGUGGAAGUUCGAGCUGGAAGACAAACUGAAAGAGUUGACAAACUGA
Molecule: messenger RNA, 450 nt
Organism: Anopheles stephensi (Asian malaria mosquito)
Lineage: Eukaryota; Metazoa; Arthropoda; Insecta; Diptera; Culicidae
Gene: Cchl
Product: cytochrome c-type heme lyase
Exons: 1
Coding region: 1-450 (149 amino acids)
Biological process (GO): cytochrome c-heme linkage
Cellular component (GO): mitochondrion
Molecular function (GO): holocytochrome-c synthase activity
Source: RefSeq, a predicted model, not a curated record